GGCUGUGCCGCCGCCGCCGCCGUGCGUGCGCCCGCCCGUGCUGCGUGCGCCCGGCGCCCCCGCCCGCCCGCUCUCCCCCCGGCCCCCGCCCCUCCCCCCUCCCGCCCGGCCCCGGGCUCCGCGCCGUCUCCGGCCGUCGGUGCCAUGGGGAGCCGCUGAGCUCGGGGCCCGCUUCGCUCCGCCGGCUGCCCCGCUCACUCCUCAGCUGCCGGCAGGGGGGAGGCCGGGGGGCGGCGGCAAGCGGGCGCGGGGGGCGGGCGGGGGGAGGGCGGGAGGGGGUGAGACGCGAUCCCGGAGCGGCAAGUGAGCGAAGAGGAGCCGGCGGGCGGCGGCGGGAGCGCGGGGACUUCGGGCCGCCGGGGAGUGUUAUGAAGACAGUAUGGAGUUUCCUGACCACAGUAGACAUUUGCUACAGUGUCUGAGUGAGCAGAGACAUCAGGGUUUUCUUUGUGAUUGCACUGUUCUGGUAGGAGAUGCCCAGUUCCGAGCACACAGAGCUGUACUGGCUUCAUGCAGCAUGUAUUUCCACCUCUUUUACAAGGACCAGCUGGACAAAAGGGACAUUGUUCAUCUGAACAGCGACAUUGUUACAGCCCCAGCUUUCGCUCUCCUGCUUGAAUUCAUGUACGAAGGAAAGCUCCAGUUCAAAGACUUGCCCAUUGAAGACGUGCUAGCAGCUGCCAGUUAUCUCCACAUGUAUGACAUUGUCAAAGUCUGCAAAAAGAAGCUGAAAGAGAAAGCAACCACGGAGGCAGACAGUACAAAAAAGGAGGAAGACGCUUCAAGUUGUUCAGACAAAGUGGAGAGCCUCUCUGACGGCAGCAGCCACAUGCCAGGAGACUUGCCCAGCGAUGAAGAUGAUGGAGAAGAUGAAAAAUUGAACAUCCUGCCUAGCAAAAGGGACUUGGCGGCGGAGCCUGGGAACAUGUGGAUGAGAUUGCCCUCAGACUCAGCAGGCAUUCCCCAGACUGGCGGAGAGGCAGAGACGCACGCAGCAGCAGCUGGAAAAACAGUAGCCAGCCCCUGCAGCUCAACAGAGUCUUUGUCCCAGAGGUCUGUCACCUCCGUGAGGGAUUCAGCAGAUGUUGACUGUGUGCUGGACCUGUCUGUCAAGUCCAGCCUUUCAGGAGUUGAAAACUUGAACAGUUCUUAUUUCUCUUCACAGGACAUGCUUAGAAGCAGCCUGGUUCAGGUGAAGGUGGAGAAAGAGGCUUCCUGUGAUGAGAGUGAUGUUGGCACUAAUGACUAUGAUAUGGAACAUAGCACUGUGAAAGAAAGUGUGAGCACUAAUAACAGGGUACAGUACGAGCCGGCCCACCUGGCUCCGAUGAGAGAAGAUUCGGUCUUGAGGGAGCUAGAUAGAGAGGACAAGGCAAGCGAUGAUGAAAUGAUAACUCCAGAGAAUGAAAGAGUCCAGGUGGAAGGCAACAUGGACAGCAGCUUGCUCCCUUAUGUGUCAAACAUACUUAGCCCCGCUGGCCAAAUUUUCAUGUGUCCUCUGUGCAACAAGGUCUUUCCUAGCCCCCACAUCCUGCAGAUCCAUUUAAGCACGCACUUUCGAGAGCAGGACGGGAUCCGCAGCAAGCCUGCUACCGAUGUCAAUGUCCCGACCUGCUCGUUGUGUGGUAAGACUUUUUCUUGCAUGUACACCUUGAAACGUCAUGAGAGGACUCAUUCAGGUGAAAAGCCCUACACUUGCACCCAGUGUGGGAAGAGCUUCCAGUACUCCCACAACCUGAGCCGCCACGCAGUGGUUCACACGCGGGAGAAGCCUCAUGCUUGUAAGUGGUGUGAACGCAGGUUCACGCAGUCUGGAGACCUUUACAGACACAUUCGGAAGUUUCACUGUGAGUUGGUGAACUCAUUGUCUGUCAAAAGCGAAGCACUGAGCUUACCUACUGUCAGAGACUGGACCUUAGAAGAUAGCUCACAAGAACUUUGGAAAUAAAAUUUUUAUAUAUAUAAAUAAUAUAUAUAUAAAUCUAUAUAGUUGUGGUACAGUCUAAAAGCAAUCUUGUUUCCUUGAACUGAAAGUUUGGCUAUUAGCUUGUUUUUUGCACUUUAAGGCAGCAUGAAUAUUUCGCUAAUUUAGCACUCCAAUAAAAAUGAACUGUAGAGGUAAUCCGACAAAGUCACAAAUUACGGAGCAUAUUUUUCCCCUUUUUUGGAAUAGAAGCCAGCGGAUACUUUACUUCUAAGGAAUCUCCAAUUCAAAAAAUUUGGACGUGGCUUUAUUCUCCCCAAAACAUUGUGUUCUUUUAUAAGCUCUCGAUCUUUCUCCUCUUUAAAAGCUGAAUGUAGAAAUCCUCUCCCAAUUUUGUCAGUUCCUUUACAUUUCUGUAAUUGCAUGAGUCCUUUCUAGCUGUUGGAAACCUGAAUGCUUUUAGACCCAAAUGGAAAAUUUCUGAAAUGCUGGAUUAUCUAUUUUUAAACAAGCGGUUGACUUAAACUUGUUAUGGCAACUUCUGGAUUUCUGACAGUUCCCACUGGAAAAAAAAAAGAAAAAAAAAGAAAAAAAACCACAAACAAACAGAAAAACAAAAACAAAACAAAAAAAGGCAACAAAAACAUAAAACAAAAACCCUGAGAGUACACUGGGAUCACUGGGACUCUGUCUUACGUGAAGGUUUGCUUGGGAUGAAAAAGGAUAUUGCAGCUUCAGCAGUGAUGAACUGUGUGUUUAAAAAAUGUGAAUUACUGUUAUUGUAUACUGUAAUUGAUUACAUGGGCCGGGGGGAGGUAUCAAAGAACUUGGCAGGUUGUGUUGAUGCUCUUAGUUGAGUCUUGAAAAGUAAAUAUUAACGCUACAGAAAUGCAUGAUUUUCAGUAUAUUUUUGUCUUUGUUUGCAUUGUAUAACUUUAACGAGUGAGUUGAAAAUUAUUUAAUUUCCUUAGGAAAAAAACCUGACACCGUUGAAAAUGCCAGUGUUACGAAGAAGAGAAAUGCACUGUUUUUAUUUUAUCUAAUUUAAAUUUACUUUCCCACUGUCUUUAAGUUGAGAAGAACUUAAGCUGCGAGUCGCCGAUUUAGCUACGUUAACAAGGAAAAAAAACCCACAAAAAACCCCACAAAAAUACUGAAUGUUUACAACCAGGCUUCGAGAUUUGCAUGUGUGGUGUGCAUUUACUAACCCCAGCCCCUCCUAAUUGCACAGACCCCACGCCAGCUCCAGCUGAGGUGCGUCCAUUUCCCCAGAUGAGCAUUCGUAGGAUUCCUGCUGCACCGCUCCACCACAAUAGGUCGUUCUUUUUUUUCCCCCCCGCAUUGAAAAGAGGCUGUGGACUGAAAAAAAAAAUUAAAAAAAGAAAAAAAAAGAAAAAAAAAAAAAGAAGAAGAAAAGGCCCUGGGCUGAAAGGCCUGGGCAGGCCUGAGUGACAGGGGGGCCGGGGGAGGGCAGGGGAAGGACUAUGCGUAUCCAAGCAGCAGAGACUGCAGCCUGACGUGUGGUUUUAAUGACCAACACGCAGGUCAAAAGCAUUUUGCACAGUGUUUGUUUUCCUGUCUUGCACUUACAAAUAAGGUCUAUGGGAGUAGCAUGGAAAACGUUUGCUGUUUUUCCUUUUUUUUUUUCCCCUUUUUUUUUUCUCUGCUUUUGUUUAAAAUUUGAUCGCCUUAACUACUGUAAACAUAGCCUAUUUUUGUGCUUAAGAUACUGAAUGGAAAACUCCAUUGUGUAUUGCUGGACUGUUUUGGAAAUAUUUGGUCAAAUGUGUGUUAAUUUGGCUGUAAUGGCAUUUAAAACAAAACAAAAAAAAAGCUGUGAAAAUGGCCUUGGAGCGUUAUCUUUAGUUACUUGAAUAGUUUCUAGGUUUUAAAACUACAUUCUUUUCUUAAGUUAGAGAAGACAAUCAGUGUCUGAGGAAAAUGGACUUUCUCUUGGAUUUUUUUGUGGUCCUCGUGAGUGAUUGCUUUUUUCCUUUCCUUAGUUUCACAUUCUUCUUUUGUUCUAAAACUUAGACUGACAUCUAGCUUUGACAAUCAUAGUAUGUUUUAUUUUCCUGAGGGGGGAAUAACUUAUAAUGCUGUUUAGUUUUGUACUAUUGGUGUGUUGGUGAAUUUUUAAACUGUGUGCUAACUGCAAUAAAUUAUAUGAACUGAGAAAUCAAUUCCCUUGUCUUUUUUCCCUCUUUUAAAUUAUAGUCACGGAGUAUUUUUUAUAAUGUGUAACUUUAUUACUUUUGUACAGACUUCUAUUGCUAACUGUGUAUGGAAUAUGUUUUCAGUAUGCUUUUGAGCACUUUGUUGCUAACGUACAUAUUUACAUCUCACUUAACAUUUAAAAAAAAAUUAAAUGCUUGUGUUUGAAA
Melopsittacus undulatus (budgerigar) is the source of this 4308-nucleotide messenger RNA. It is a transcript of the gene ZBTB18, whose product is annotated as zinc finger and BTB domain containing 18. Lineage: Eukaryota; Metazoa; Chordata; Aves; Psittaciformes; Psittaculidae. The record is from RefSeq and is a predicted model, not a curated record. Gene Ontology annotation, molecular function: protein binding; DNA-binding transcription factor activity, RNA polymerase II-specific. Gene Ontology annotation, cellular component: nucleus. The transcript has 2 exons. Gene Ontology annotation, biological process: regulation of transcription by RNA polymerase II. The coding region runs from base 380 to 1948 and encodes 522 amino acids.